This is a messenger RNA of Letharia columbiana, 306 nucleotides long. RefSeq lists its product as uncharacterized. The transcript has a single exon. The record is from RefSeq and is a predicted model, not a curated record. NCBI's taxonomy places the organism in Eukaryota, Fungi, Ascomycota, Lecanoromycetes, Lecanorales, Parmeliaceae. Bases 1 to 306 code for a protein of 101 amino acids.
AUGGAUAGUGCUUCCUUGAAACUACUUGCAACUUCAGGAGCACUGGAUGAGAUUUCCAAUGCGGAUGACGGUUCCAUGAUUGAGCGACGCAUUCUGAUGGUGGGUAGUCAGGGUGGGCUUGUGAAGGAUGGGGUGACGCAAAAGUCCGUGCUUUUCGUUAUAUAUCAGAGUGGGAGGUAUGGGCCUCAGAAUGGGUUUCGUGUUGCGCUAGUGCUGGAGGGGACGAGGGUGGAGGAAGCUAGGGAGAGGUUGAAGGGCGUGGUGGAGGAAGACUCGGAGGAGUUUGUUGUUAUUGAGCCUCGAUGA